CACCAACGCUGAAGAACCCGGGCCCUCCGUUUCUAUCAGGUUCAGCCGUCGCCUUCAGCCGCCACGCACCGAACCGUCGAAUCGCUCGCGAAAAGUCUUCGCCUCGCUCCUUUCCGACGGCCUCUGGCGAGCCGGCGAUGGCCAUCUCGGUCCCGCCGAUCGACUGGGAGGCGGAGAGCUACCCCGCCUACGCCGACUUCGCGGCCAUCCCCUUCUUCGUCGUCUUCUUCCUCGCCGUCCGUUCCCUCCUCGACUGCCUCAGUCUUCGAGAGGAUGGAAGGAAUAGGGGUUCUGCCAAGUAUUACACGAAGGAAGGCUUAUGCAUUAGUUCUCAUCCAGCAUUUCGUGUACAAUGGUUAGCCAAGGAGCUGAUUUUCAAGAAGGGGGAUGGGAAGCUUGAUCCUACUACAUAUGCAGGCAAGAGAAAGAUCAGGAAACUUAAAGAAUCGUCUUGGAAAUGCAUUUAUUUCCUUUCUGGGGAGAUACUGGCAUUUUCUGUGACAUAUAACGAGCCAUGUUUCACGACCACAAGAAAUUUCUGGGUUGGACCAGGUGAUCAGGUCUGGCCAGAUAAAAAAAAAAACUAUGUGAGACAUCUUGUUUUAUUUAAACUCAAGGCGGUCUAUAUGUAUGUUGCUGGUUUCUAUACGUACUCAAUAUUUGCCCUUUUGUUUUGGGAAACAAGGCGCUCGGACUUUGGUAUUUCGAUGACUCAUCAUGUAGCAACUGUUUUUCUGAUAACACUGUCUUACAUAUUCAGAUUUGCUCAGGUGGGUUCAGUUGUCCUUGCCAUUCAUGAUGCAAGUGACGUGUUCCUGGAGCUCGGAAAGAUUUCCAUGUACGGAGGCUGCCAGUUGAUUGCAGAUGCUUCAUUUCUUCUUUUUGUCUGUUCUUGGGUAGUCCUUCGCCUUACAUAUUAUCCAUUCUGGAUUCUUUGGAGCACAAGCUAUGAAGUUGUUCUGACUCCAGACAAGGAGAAGCACAUAUUUGAUGGGCCAAUAUACUACUAUGUAUUCAACAGUCUUCUCUUCUCCCUCGUUCUACACAUAUAUUGGUGGGUCUUAAUUUAUCGAAUGCUCGUGAGGCAAAUGCAGUCUAGAGGGCAUGCUGGGGAUGAUAUACGAUCUGAUUCUGAAGGUGAAGAGGAACAUGAGGAUUGAUUGAGCCAUAUAAAUUCUGAAGGUGGAAAGGAAAAUGAGUAUGGAUCAAGCUGUUUAAAUUCUUUAGGUGAAAAGGAACAUAUUGUGCUGUAAUUUCGGAUCAUUGCUCUAUUUUGUUUUUGUUCUGCUUCUUUGUACGUAAUAAUGCAUUAAUUCCCUUGGUUGUUGCAGGAACAACACGCCAGUUACUGUAGCAGAAGUACCUCAGUUGUUGCAGAAACAACACGGCAGUACUGUAGCAUCCCGAUGUACUGUAUCUACAAUAGGUCAGUUGCUAGCCUAUAAAUAUAGGGUGACCCCAACCCUUUGUAAGGUGUGUUGUAUGCACCGGAUGGAAGCUCAGGAUGAGCUUCAUCUCUUUAGAGGCUGUCAGCAGCUAUAGGCUUUUAGAUGCUGGAAUAAACAUCAGAAACUGCUGGCAGCAAGAAAAGCACCGAAUGUGCUUUGUUGGAUGGAAGCACCGAAUGUGCUUCAUCCGACGUAAUCUGUUAGAAGCUAUUAGCAGUUAUAGGCUUUUGGGUGUUUGAAUAAACAUCAGAAGUUGUUGGCAGUGAGAAAAAUUUAUGUGUCCAAUGUGUGUUCUAUUAACCCACCUCUUGCAGGAUCCGAGUCCAACAGUGUAUAUCUCUACAUACUACUGCAGUAGAAAUCGUUUAUGAGUGUCAUUGGCAUGAUUGUUGCUGCUGUUGCUUAUCAUCGGAAACGAUAGAAUUACCUUUUGGAAAUUCUCUCUUAUAUUACAAUUUCCCUUUACGUUUCAGCAUACCACUAUUUGUUGAUAUAUAUAUUUUUUCGAGCAAUCUAUUUGUUGAUAUAUGAUAUCUUUAUUGUAGCAAGUUCUAACUAAUUAAACCUUUCAAGUAAAGUUACAAUGCAAAAUUGCAGUCUAAGAUAAUGAAAUAAGGAAUCUGCCAAAAAAUAUUGCUACUGUUCAUGAUUUCCUAGAGCUUCUGGACACUUGCAGUGAGCCAUAUGAUUACUGACCCCUAUGUCUGUCAACAUAAUUUCUCAUCUUGUUACAUCAGAACCAUGGAACAGUACCAUAGCUAUUGUUGGGUAGAGUUGCUGAUGAGAACAUCUGGCCCCCACUUCAAGCUCAACAUCUAAUCUUUUGGCGAAGCGGCCCUUGAUCUGUGGCCAUGCUUCUGCAUAUGCUUUCCUUGGUGCAUACCUUAUGGUCUUCUCAAACUUUCUUGCCCGCUUUUUCUCCUUGUACCUGAGGACUCUGGCCUCUCUGUCCAUGUAGAUCAAAUUCACUGGCAUCUGGAGCGGCCUGAUAAUAGAUCCACUCCGCUAGUUGUUAGGAUGUUGAUAUUUGAGAUAUCUGCUAUGUUAUUUUUGAGGGGGAAAAAGUAGGAGAAUCCCCUACUGUGGUAAAUAUAUUAAAAUAUAAAUUAAGGCACUGUACAAAGACCCUCCCAGAAAGGGAAGAAGAGGGAAAAAGCAGGGAAAUAAAAGAGCAGCUAUACAAAAGAGUAGAGCCAAUCUAAGAAGAGAAGGAUCAAAGACUCUUUCAUCCUGUGAGACUGAAGAUAAGCAUCUUUUAUAAAGUCAUUUUUCCAUCCCUGCAAAGUUGGAUUGAUAUCUCUGAAGAUUAAAUUGUUUCUUUGUUUCCAGAUAUUCCAUGCAGCAGUGAUGAAAACCUCCAUGAAGAAAGGUCUUCUAAAAUCCUUCCUGGCUUUCUGCAUCAUGAGAAAGAAUUGCAAGUGUAGAUCCCAGUGGAUAUCUAGAGCUUGCCAACCUCUAGCAGAAAAGGCGGGUACUAUACCCACCUCCAUUGAUGAGAGAGGUAUCUGAGAUGAAAUUGGCAAAUAGUCACUGAAAUAUGUGAACAAUAAGAAAAUUGCAGGGCGCAACAUCAGUUGCUUCACUUUGUGUUAUUUACAGAUCCUACUGGGAAACAACUGGUGGUGCCUCUUGCCGUCCACUGUCUGCAAUGGUGUCAUCUCGGCCCAGAGAGCUCGACUGCCUGCACCAGCAAUGAUGAGUCAUCCGUAAGGUCGGAGUAGCAGCGGCCAAAGCUGAACUCGGGCACCUUGAACUUGUGAGACUCGGUGCUCUGCGACGCCUCCCACCGCUCUGCUAGCCCAUCGCCUUCAAGCAUCCUGACCACCUCUGACAUCUUAGGCCUGUGGCUAGGAAGGUAUUGGGUGCAUAGCAGUGCUACCUGCACCAUCUCCUCCAGAUCAAUGCGGUCAUAGUUACUCUUCAGGUCCUUGUCCACUAGUAUGUCCAGCUUCUUCUCUUGGUGCAUCUUCUUCACCUGAACAAACGCCAGUGCUAAUUAGCUCAGUGCGGUCUGGCCGGUGAUCAACUCCAGCAGCAGGAUUCCGAAACCAAAGACAUCGGUUUUCUCAGACGACUGGCCGGUGGAGAGGUACUCUGGGGCAAUGUGGCCAACGGUGCCCCUCACGGCUGUGGUGACAUGCGAGUCAUGGUGGUCCAAGAGCUUUGCAAGCCCGAAAUCUCCGACGACUGCUUCGCAGUAGUCAUCAAGCAGUAUGUUUGCUGCUUUUACAUCCCUAUGGAUGAUCUUGGGGUCACACUGCUCGUGCAGGCGCAAUGCAACACUUCCAUUUGACAUGUAUGGAUAGACCAGUAGCCUCUCGCUGGCAGUCAUGCAAAAUCCGUAGAGCCUGAGAAGGUUCCGGUGCACCGCCAAGCUGAUCAUCUCGACUUCAGUCUGAAACUGUGCUUCCCUGCCUGCGGCAUUACCAUCUUUGAGCCUCUUGACGGCUACAAGAGUUCCAUCUGGGAGAUGCCCCUGGUAAACGAUUCCAAAGCCGCCCUUUCCUAAUAUGUUCUUGCUGCUGAAAUUUUCUGUUGCAGCCUGGAGCUCUCUGAACUGAAACCUCUUCAUGUUUCCGAGGUUAACGUUCUCUAUGUGUUGGUCUGCAGUAGCCAACACAGUAAGAUCAAACAGGUUCAGGCACCAAGUUCAUGAAUUGAUGACUGACUUCGGCCUUUUACUUACCAUCAAUAUUGAAAAGAAUUUGCCGAUUUUGCCUAUGCCUCCACCAGAACAGCAAGCCAACGGCAAGGAAAAGGAGGCUGCCACAGCCAGUUGUUGCACCAAAUGCAAUUGCAACUUUAUGGCUCUUAGUUUUCGCAGGCAUCAGAGUACCUAUUGAUAUAAGUUGUCAUUAGACCAAUUACCAUCUACAAAAUCAAUGCAAAUUUUUAUUUGAAAGCUUUUUGCUAAAUGAGUGCCAAUAUAAUCCCUAAUACGAUUGCUGGCAUCAGAUAAAUAAAUGGGUGAUCUAUGUGACAUAAAUACUGCUAAUUAUCACUGAACAUACUACUGACUGUGCAUACCCUGUGUGUUAUUCAGGCUGUAGGACAUCGGCAUCGGUAAAGUUCCAUAACAAUCUUGUUCCGUGGUUGCCGCACAGAUCAGGGGAUUACCUACUAUGCUGCAAGAGAAGAUCAAAAUUAUAUUUUUCCAAUGAAAUCAAAUUUGAAGAGACCCUGGGAUUGGACCACUCAGAUUAUUGUAGGACAGGUCCCUGAAAAAUGCAAGUCAACAGUGAUCACCACACAGCCAACGCAGGCAGAACACAUAUAACAGAACAGCCAAACAAGCAAAGAACACUCACAGGAAAACAAGGUGUGAUAAGUUAGCUGAUGCUGAAGGGAAUGCACCAGACAAUGUGUUGUUGUUAAGCCUCCUAAUAAGAGCACAGUGGUAAACAAUAAGAACAGAUACAGGAUGGCUCCUGAGGAACAGGUCAUGAAUAGAAAACUUCCAAAAUAGCAUUCAAGACAAGUACAGUGGAACAGAAUUGCACUCACAGAUACUGGAGGCUUUCAAGGUGGCCCACAGAGCUAGGGAUUUCACCAGAGAAGUGGUUGCUGGAGAGAUCAAGUGUCUUGAGCUUUGUUAGCUUGCCAAUCUCUGCUGGGAUCAACCCAUUUAUGUUGUUGUUCUGCAGAAGACUAUAAAGAAAUUAUAAAGAGCAAAAUAUGAGAUCUCUUCCUACCCAGAGAAACAUAGUAAAUGCUGAAAAUACAGUAGAAAUUGACAAGGCUAAUCAUGACAACAAAUUACACUGUCUCAAGGUUGAUCAAAUUCUCUAUGCUUGGGGAGAGUAGGCCAGAAAGAUUCUGGCUUGGAGCUUCUCUGCCAAGUUCAAAUAGCCAGAGAAGUAGUAAGAUACAAGGAAAACUUGAGGAAACACAGAUUUGGAGCUGGUGCAAAACUGCUAGGUGGCUUGCUUACAGGCCAGUCACAAGGUUCUCCGGUGAGCAAGUGACCAUGGUCCAGCUGCAAGGAUCCACAGAGUCUUGGUCCCAGUUCUUCAGCACACCAUGAGGAUCCUUGAGGUAGUUCUUGAUCAUCAUGAGAGCUUGAACUGCAAAUGGAACUGAGAUUGUCACACACCAAUGCAGUGCAAAGGGGAAAAAACAAAGAGCGAAUAACAGAGUUCUUGAUCUGAGAGUAUCAUACAAGGAUGAUUGCAAACACCAAUGCAAGAGAACAAAAAGAGAUAACCAAGAGAGCUCUUGGUUUGAGGAAGGAAUAUUAACCUUCAUAGUUUACACCCUUGGGGGAGAGGAGGCCACUUGCUGGCUUGCAAAGGGAGAAGAACAGGAGGAGCACCAGGGAGGAAGCAGCAAGAACCACCCCCAUUGCCAAAGCAGUGCAAGAACCGGGCCUCCUGGGCAAGAAGUUCACGACCUUGCUCCGUGUUCAAACAUGGAAUCAAGAGGCAAGGAAGCAUGCAACCUUCUCUCCCACAGAACCAAUUGCCAGUGGCAGUGGAAGGGAUGCCUCUGAGGACCUGUCAGUAGCAAAUGACACAAAAGAAGAUGCUUGUGUUCUGGCUGCAAGGAAAAGCAGAAAAGGAGGGGAAGCGAGGGAACAAACAUGCCUGCCACCUGAGCCUGCUUGGAAUAGAAAAUUGGAUUAAAGGAGGCAAGAAAAUUCCUCCUCUCUCCCCUCUGUGUUCUUGGGGCCUGUGAGAAAAUAAAAAGUUAUGGAAAACAGUGACAGUGUAAUUUGUUAACUUAAUGGUUUAGGCUAAUCUAGUCUAAAGGAACAGAUUAUUAGUUUAUUAUUGAUCCCACUCAAGAAAGACAUCAACUUUAUUAUAGUGUGGGUGUGCGCAGCAGACCAGAAGUGGAGUGGAGCAAAGACUGUGACAGGUCACAACAGCACCUUUGAUUGGGGAUCCUUGUAACAAAAGAAUUCUACAAGGCAUGGGCAGUUGGACAAUUAGCUAGGGAAGUGUGUGAGAAUUCUGGUGGGAGCACUAAACAAUGGAGCAAAAGUAUCUUUAGCUGGAGGAAGGGGGAUAAUGACAGGGAGGAAGUGCCUCUCACCUGACCUGAAGUGGAGGCACUGAAGGGAAUGGACAAGGGAUUUUUGACGCUCAUACAGUGUGCAUGAAGAAUCAAGAACCAAAUAAAAGUAAAUGCAAUACCGGUCGUGUUUCUGCUGUCUACUGUAGCAUAAUGACAAUAACCUGAGUUCUUGCCACGUCAGUUUGUAUGGAUUCAUCAAUCACUACCAUGCAGAUGCUUAGAUUAGAUACAUACUUGAUGCUUCCAAGUACAGGCAAAUUUUCUGUGAAGAAAAAUAAGACGAGAAGGGUGGUGGCCAUGCUCCUUUUUCCUUUGGGUUGUAAUCAUUGCAAGGCUACCUUGCAUGAAAGACGUGACCUCUCUUUUCAGUGAAAUGAGGGAUGCUUUGCUGCCUUUGCCUGCCCCACUUCGCCUUUUCUCUUUUCCUCUGUACUCUUGCUUUGUGUAUGUUUGUGUGUGAAAGAGCAAGGGCAAUGAUGUGCUAUACCACACCGUACAGAUCUGGUACAAAGAGGGAGAAACGUAUGUGGGACCCUGAAAAUAUGAGGUGCAGGUUUAUCCGUGUAGACAUGGAUCAUAACCUCGGUUUGCUCCCUAGAAACUUGAUGCACUAGCAAAGCAUGGCGGCAUGAAUCAUAGUGUUGCUACAAUUGUCAAAAUCUGAACUUCGUCACCAAGGCUGCAUCAUUGGCUUCGUUAUUUCUUCUAAGGAAUUAAGAGCACUGUGGAUCCUUUUGCAACCAUGUAAUUACAUUCUCCAUGGUCAUCACCUAAAUGAUGGCACGCAGUGGAAAUGAAGAAGAUAAACACAAGCAGUACGUAAGGCACAGAGGCACACAGUAGCAUGCAUGCCAGGACAGAACAGUACAAGAUCUGUGCAAUCCAAACUAUGCCACUGAUAAAUAAGAUGCUUUAUACUAUAUCACUCCUAGCAUCCUGUCCCUUCCUAAUAUGCCACUAUCCCUAUUAUUCUCAUGUUUUCUUUUUUUUAGCUGAAAUUGAUACAUAAAAUGUCUGUUCUACCCAUAGAUGUGAAUGGAGCAAGUUAGUCAUAUUUCCGGUGCCUAGUGCAUAGAAGUCAUAGGUUAUGUGUUAACUGCAUGUUACUACUUACUUUGCUAGGAGUCAGGAAACACCAUUGGUUAUCCUUUUUACUAUGAAAGGAGCCUCAGGACAAAAUUAUGUACGAUCCUGUUAUGGCUUUCUUUCCCGUAGUCUAGCAACAUUAUCUUGUAAGUUUUUGUCAUGUCGCGGGAUUGGACGUCCUAACUAGUACUGAUAACCUGUGACUUUUAUGCGGUAGGCACAGAAAAUAUGACUAGCUUGCUUCAUUCAUGUCUAGGGGUAGAACAGACAUUUCGCAUAUCAAUUUCAGCUAAAAAAGAAAACAGGAAAAUAAUAGGUAUAGUGGCAUAUUAGGAAGGGAGAGGGCGUUAGGAGUGCUAUACUGUGGAAUGUCUUAUUUAUCAGUAUCAUAGUUUGGAUUGCCACAUUUAGAAAUGGCUUCAACUGAAUUUUCCCGUAUAUGUAUGUUGGGAUUGACCAGGUGGUCUCAGCCGUAUGGUGACCAGGCUAUCAACGAAAUAUUCUGAUCUUCUGUGCGCCAUCGCCCGUCCUCCAGUAUCUUUGACCAGCAACAGCAAGGUGAGAUUGCACGGCAAGGCUUUCCACUCAAGUAAAACUGUGGCAACACAUGAGGGUUUUUUUUUUCUUUUCUUUUUGAGAUAAAGGUUUAGUUGUUGAUUGUAUACUUAGAACAUAUAUGCACCAGUGCUUUGCCUUUGUUUUCAUGUUUAACUUCAACUUUAUGACAAUAAUAUUUCCAAGUUGUCUGAUUUGGUA
Messenger RNA from Phragmites australis (common reed), 8306 nucleotides. Its product is annotated as ASC1-like protein 2. Bases 138 to 1160 code for a protein of 340 amino acids. The record is from RefSeq and is a predicted model, not a curated record. NCBI's taxonomy places the organism in Eukaryota, Viridiplantae, Streptophyta, Magnoliopsida, Poales, Poaceae. The transcript is spliced from 12 exons. Gene Ontology annotation, cellular component: endoplasmic reticulum; membrane. Gene Ontology annotation, molecular function: sphingosine N-acyltransferase activity. Gene Ontology annotation, biological process: ceramide biosynthetic process.